Molecule: messenger RNA, 792 nt
Organism: Cordyceps militaris CM01
Lineage: Eukaryota; Fungi; Ascomycota; Sordariomycetes; Hypocreales; Cordycipitaceae
Product: short-chain dehydrogenase, putative
Exons: 5
Coding region: 1-792 (263 amino acids)
Source: RefSeq, a predicted model, not a curated record
AUGGCUGAAAAAACUGUCGUCUUGAUCACGGGAGCUGAGACUUGGCGAAGUCGUUCGGUGGAAAAGGGAACCAAUGAAGCUGGGGUUCAAGUGAUUCAAUUGACAUCUCGAGUGAUGAGCCCACACAGGCAGCCUACGAGACGGUCAAGACUGGUCUGGGCUACAUUGAUGUCUUGGUACAAUGACGUUUACUCGCUGGAUAUGAACAUGGUCGAAGGCGAGUUUACCACGCGCGAGGCAUGGGACAAAAUGUUCGACGCCGACGUCACGGGCACCCACAAUCUCACACGAACAUUCGAGCCUCUGCUUCAAGUUACAGUCCCGGACCAAGGACGCGCGCCUGCUCUUGCUGACGCGGUCUGGUGCAGUCCCGAGAUGAUGGGAACGACCUACGGGCCCGGUCCGCCGCCGCCGGCCGAAUGGUGCAUGGGAAACGCCAUUGGCCUUGACCUCGACGGCUACCGGUCGAGCAAGUCGCCGCUCAACAGGAUGAUGCUAGCGUGGUAUUGGAAUUUGAAGAAUAUCGGCGUCAAGGUCUGGAGCGUGUUGUCGGGUUCUUUGGCGACGAACUUGGGAGGCUCCGGGGGAUCCGUCGAUUGGGGGCGCGCUGAUCAGAAAGACACUGGCAAUGACAAUCUGGAGAGAGCUUCUUGUCCUGGUUUGUUGAGGUUGGUGUUGGUGGUGGACAGCUGUGAGACAAGUACGGAUACGGCAGUUGUUAUUGCUGGUACGAUGGGCCGUGCCCGAGGCUGGGGUGACCACGAUGUUGGUGCGCCACAGGAUCCGGAGUAG